AAAACAAACUUUUUGAGAUAACAGUAUAAUUUUUCGAAACAAUAUUUUGUUAAACUACAAAAAUGCCGUGGAGCUGGGAAUGCAGAGCGAAGCUUAUCAAACAACUGCCCUCGAAACCGGCCGAGCAUCGGCGGCCAGUGGCAGGCGAGAGGGCAUCUCCAGGGCCCAAUCAAUACGAGGCACCGCAAAUAUUUUGUGGCAAUGGUUACUCGAAAAUAAGACGCUCUCCAGCAUACACCUUCGGUCAUCGGACACGAUCGAGUUUCAGCAAACCUGUCACUACACCAUUUGCCCCCAUGUUCAACUGUCGGGGCUUAGGGACCAAAGGUCAAUAUAAAAUCAGUCAUUGCGUCGUCACACCACAUAUUGAACCUCCAUGCAAUAGGCUGAAAAUACCAGGACCGGCCACAUACGCACCUACAGCCGUGACUCGUUACAAGCGACCCCCAGCGUACAGCAUACGGCCCGCAGCAAGACAACCGUACCAACCUUGGGAUCAGUGGACACCUCCACCCAAUAUGUACUACCCACCAAUACCUAGGGCAAAAGCGCCAGCAUAUACUCUCGGUUACAUGGAAAGAAGCUUAAAAUCGCAAAAUCUCCCGGGUCCCGGCGAGCACGAACCGAACUUUGACUACGUCAAGAAAAAUAAACCUGCAUUCUCGUUUGGUACCCCAUUCAGGCGUUUAAUACCGCCGAAGACGCCCCCACCGAAUGCUUACUGUAAGAAAAAGUUUAUGGUAACGAAGAGAACAAUACCGGCUCCGUCGUUUGGUAUACGUCAUACGCCUUAUUUGGGGCGUCAUGAAGUACCUUUGAAAUCAUCUAAAUUAGAUUUAAUAUUAAACGACGCUCAUUAAAUUAAUUGCAUUUUAUUAACAAUUAAGUUAGAUAAUUAUAUACGUAAUUUCUUGUAAUUUUAUUUAUGUACCUACCCGGCUUAUUUAUUAGGGUAAUAUUUCUUUGAUUUUAUGUACUCGCAUG
Galleria mellonella (greater wax moth) is the source of this 984-nucleotide messenger RNA. Its product is annotated as outer dense fiber protein 3-like. The record is from RefSeq and is a predicted model, not a curated record. NCBI's taxonomy places the organism in Eukaryota, Metazoa, Arthropoda, Insecta, Lepidoptera, Pyralidae. The coding region runs from base 63 to 860 and encodes 265 amino acids. The transcript is spliced from 5 exons.